AUGGCCAGGGACCCCAGUCAUCUGCCGCGUGCCUGCCGACACCCAGCAAUCCAAGCGAAGGCCGCAGAAGCUGCCCUGGAAAUCAGCCGUAUGGCAAUUGAAGAGCAGCUAAAGAUAUGUGGCCACAAGAGGGAUGCUGAUGUCUUUGAGCUGUUUCUUUCUCAAAAGGAGCUGACAGAGGUCAUUGAUCUUUCUAGGUUUAAAAAAUUAAAAUACUUAUGGCUACAUCAUAACAAGCUCCAUGGAAUAACAUUUCUAACCAGAAACUAUUGUCUGGCAGAACUAUAUCUAAACAACAAUGCAAUAUUUGAUAUAGAAGGCCUGCACUAUUUGCCUUCAUUGCAUAUACUCCUGCUACAUCAAAAUGAGUUAAUAAACCUUGAUGCAACAGUAAAAGAAUUAAAGGGAAUGCUAAAUCUGAAGACCCUAACUCUCUACCAAAACCCUUUAUGCCAGUAUAACCUGUACCGUCUAUAUAUAAUCUACCACCUGCCAGGAGUCGAGUUGCUCGACCGAAAUCAAGUUACAGAAAAGGAAAGAAGGUCAAUGAUUACGCUUUUUAACCAUAAAAAGGCUCAUAUUGUUCAGUCAAUAGCAUUCAGAGGAAAAGUAGAUGCCUCAUGGGAUCCUCGAUCACCAUUUAAGCAAAAACCAGCACAGAGAGUACCUUCAGACUUUGCAUUUGCGAAUAAUGUAGACAAAACUAUGUUUGAUGACCCAGAAGAUGCUGUUUUUGUAAGGUCCAUGAAGCGAUCGGCAAUGUCUAUCACCUCUCUGAACUGGGACACGGUGCCAACACGAGAGGAAAAAUACCUUGAAGAGAAAGACACAGGGCCUGCCCAAAUGCUUACAAUCACACUGAGAUAGCCCCUGGUGUUUCUAGAAAUCUUAGCAGUUUUCAGUUAUAUAUUAAACUUUUCUGUGAUUAGCAUAUUCUUUAUUUACUGUGGUGUUAUUUGAAACAUUAGAAUGUAAACAGAAACACCAAGGAAAAAUAAUUCCUACACUUUCUCUUAAGUUUCUUUCGAAGUUAAACAUGGAUAUAGAAAAAUACGCAAAUCAUAAGUUUUAACAAAUUUUCAAAAAAAUGAACACGUACAUCCUAGAUCAAGAAAUAGAACAUUACCAGUAGUCUAGAAACCUCCUCAUUCCUGUUACCAGUCCAAUGACCAGUUACUACAUCAUCCUGAUUUCUAAGCCAUGUAUUGUGUUUCUAAACACAUAUAUUAGAUAUUAAUAUAUAUAUUAGUAUGGUUUCUAAACCAUAUAUUAAUGUUUUUGAAAGGCAUAUAAAUGGAACCAUAGAAGCUGAAUUAUUUUUUCUGGCUUCUUUUACUCCACAUUGUAAAAUAGACCCAUGUUGUUGCUGGUAGCAAUAAUUCUGUUGUGCUCAUUGAUAUAUAUAGUAUUCCACUAUAUGACCACAACACAAGGUAUGACUUUCGUCCUCACCUUUGGAGGCAUUUAUCAGUUCUGGGUGUGAGCUUAUGAUCUGUGGUUGGCCUACCCAGCAGCGCUCCGUAAGAGGGAAGCAAAACCAGAAAAGUUUCCAGCAAUUGCCUGGUGCUGAGACACAAAACUGGACAUGUAAGGUAACCCAAAAUAUAUUGCUGAUCUUCUCCAGCUAAGCUCAAGAGCUAGAUGAAAGCUAGAUAAAAAGCAGAGCAACAUGUCCCCUUAUCUGAUGGUGCCUAGACAUUAUCACACUGUACCACAGACACACUGUAGAAGUGGGGCUGAAAUCAAAAGCAAGAGAUGAAAGCCCUAGAGGGAGUAGUGAACGUCGCCAAGCAUCUGUGGCCUCCUUUUCCCUGUGGGCACAUAUGAUUCUGUGCACAGCUGGCAUCUGCAGAGUCUGGUGUGGUGGUUGGCAGGAGGUUACAGCUGAAGAAAAGAAAGAGUUUCAUGAGUGGCUGAUAUAAAGGCAAAAAUGAUGGCAUGGUGGGUUCCAAGAUUACUUCACAGGAAGAAUCAAAAUGUUCUCUUCCUCUCUCUCCUUCUCACUUAACCUGCAGGAAGCCAGCUGUCAUGUCAUGACACUUAUGCAGUCCUCUGGAGAGACCAACGUGGUGAAGAACUGAGACCUACUUCCAGAAGUAAGUAAGGAAAUAAGUCCUCUGCUGACAACUAUGUGAGUUACAAUUCUUCCUCCAGACCCAGUUAACCACCUUGCAAGUGGGCCUUCCAGAUCCCAUUUAAGCCCCAGAGGACUGUAGCCCUGGUUGAAAGCUUCGUAACACCCUCCUGAGAAACUCCAAGCCAGAAUCACACCAUCAAGCUGCUUCUAUUUUUGGCCUGCAGGAACUUCAUGAGAUAAUGCUUACUGAUGCUUCAAGCUGAUAAACUUUGGGAUAAUUUGCUAUACAGGAAUAGAUAAUUAAUACAAUGUGUGUGUGUGUGUGUGUGUUCCAUCGCUCAGUAAUAUCCAACUCUUUCCUUAUGGACUGUAGCCUGCCAAGCUCCUCUGUCCAUGUUAUUUCCCAAGCAAGAAUACUGGAGUGAGUUGCCAUGCCCUCCUCCAGGGGAUCUUCCCAACCCAGCAACUGAAGCCUCAUCUCUUGUGUCUCUUGCAUUGGCAAGGUGGGUUCUUUACCACGGAGUCACCUGGGAAGCCCCAAGUAACACAAUAUCCAGCCUAAUCUAUAAUGUGAGAAGUAUUUGUUGUAAGUAACGGUAUCUUGUGAAGCCUCUGGGAAGCUGAGUGGGGUUACAGUGCGGUCUUCAAGGGUCACAGCAUCAGCAGCAGAGAGCUAGUCACUGAUCAGUUUGAGGAAAGGUGCUGCAUCCAUUCUAGAACUGGGAGCCUGGGCUGAACUUAUCAUGAACUGAGUACCAUGAGACCCACCAACCAAUAAUGUUGGGUGGGCAGAGCAACAAUCUAUUUCAGGAUGGAAAUGGUGUAUUUUGGCUCAGAUUUAAGAUGGCUCAUAAACUGCACAAGCAGUAUUACUUUUUAAUUAGAUUGCAGUAAAUGGAGGAUGGGGUAUUGCAAUACUCAGGUUAACCACUAAAAGAAUAGUAAAAAAAAAAAAAAGAAAAAAGUUAUUUUUAAUCCCACAAUCACUAAAAAGGAAGAAAAAUUUAUUCCAACUGCAAAAAUAUGUCUAACAAAUUUUACUUAAUCUUUUUAGAGAACUAAUGGAAAAUAUAUCUCAUUUGUAUGAAAAAGAUUUGUUUUAAAAUGCACUCCUCAAUACCAGGUACUUCUGGUUCAAGAAUGAAGGCCGGUUAGUUCCAAGACAGGAAAACAGUACAUCAAAUAUCAUUUGGAGAGAAGGAGAAAAUAAAUACAUGAUCCUUACCUAAAUAAUCUAUAACUCUACCAAAAUGGAAUGCACAAUUGAGUCUCUUUAAUUAAGUUAUUUGU
Dama dama (fallow deer) is the source of this 3367-nucleotide messenger RNA. It is a transcript of the gene LRRC72, whose product is annotated as leucine rich repeat containing 72. The transcript is spliced from 9 exons. NCBI's taxonomy places the organism in Eukaryota, Metazoa, Chordata, Mammalia, Artiodactyla, Cervidae. The record is from RefSeq and is a predicted model, not a curated record. Gene Ontology annotation, molecular function: protein binding. Bases 1 to 867 code for a protein of 288 amino acids.